AUGGCUGCACAGUUGACUCAGGAGCAAAGGGCGCAGUACAAGGAGGUGUUUGACCUCUUCGACAAGGAUGGAACAGGUGACAUCACCGCCCAGGAGCUUGGCGAGGUGAUGAGGUCCCUGGGCCUCAACCCCAGCGACACCGAGUUGAACGACAUGGUCAACGAGGUCGACGCCGACAACAACGGCACCAUUGACUUCAAUGAGUUCCUCAACUUGAUGGCGCAAAAGGUGCAGGUCGGCGAUGCCGAGGAGGAGCUCAAGAACGCUUUCAAGGUGUUUGACCGAGACGGAAGCGGCACCAUCUCGGCUGAGGAGCUGCGCCACGUUCUCACCUCCUUGGGUGAGAAUAUGACUGCGGCGGAGAUUGAUGAGAUGAUUCAAAUGGCCGACAAGGAUGGCGAUGGAUCAAUUGACUACGACGAGUUCGCCUCGAUCAUGAUGAGAGAGUAA
This is a messenger RNA of Colletotrichum paranaense, 450 nucleotides long. RefSeq names its product calmodulin. The transcript is spliced from 6 exons. Gene Ontology annotation, molecular function: enzyme regulator activity; calcium ion binding. NCBI's taxonomy places the organism in Eukaryota, Fungi, Ascomycota, Sordariomycetes, Glomerellales, Glomerellaceae. Bases 1 to 450 code for a protein of 149 amino acids. Gene Ontology annotation, biological process: spindle pole body organization. The record is from RefSeq and is a predicted model, not a curated record. Gene Ontology annotation, cellular component: central plaque of spindle pole body.